AUGUCGAUAUUGCAACGUAGAUUACAACGACGUAUUUUGCAUACGCAGCAUAAAGCUAGAUCUGAUAUGUUAAGUCUUUUACUAUUAUGGAAGUAUAAUGAGUUUGUAUUUAAAUAUGGAUUUUGUCGCCACAAGGUAAGACGUUUGCUGGAGGGCUACUAUGUGCCACAUGCGGACGACUUGUUUCGUUAUGCUAAUGAGGAUCGGAGGCCGCAUACUGAUAGUUUAUUACAGGAUCUUCCUGUUCCGGAACAGGAAUACACGCACGUUGACCUUAGGGACCAAUGUUUGGAAUGCUCUUGUGAAAGAUUCCAAAAAGGUCAUUUGGCCAUCAAGAAGGAGAACAUGCGAAGUGUGCCGCAGCUCUGCAUCUCUGGCAAAGAUAUAUUGUAG
This is a messenger RNA of Acanthocheilonema viteae, 393 nucleotides long. NCBI's taxonomy places the organism in Eukaryota, Metazoa, Nematoda, Chromadorea, Rhabditida, Onchocercidae. The record is from the annotation of a GenBank genome assembly.